Eriocheir sinensis (Chinese mitten crab) is the source of this 1542-nucleotide messenger RNA. Its product is annotated as mucin-2-like. The record is from RefSeq and is a predicted model, not a curated record. The transcript is spliced from 2 exons. The coding region runs from base 47 to 1291 and encodes 414 amino acids. NCBI's taxonomy places the organism in Eukaryota, Metazoa, Arthropoda, Malacostraca, Decapoda, Varunidae.
CCCCCCCCCCCCCCCCCACCCACACACACCCACACGGUGAGCCACGAUGAACACCAGGCUGUCCUUACUCAUGGUUUUUCUAAAGUCAUUGUUGCCCGCGCCCGGAGCCUCCCUCAGCCCAGGCCUGGACCCACGCUGCCCCGCCCAUACCACCAUCUCGGGGGAUGAUGAAUGGGCGAACAUUGGCACCCUGAAAAAAGUGACGGUCGGCUGGGGCAUGGUCUUGUUCGUGCACCCCGAUCCUGGCUUCAAGGGGGUUAGGCUCGUGGCGGCGGGCGAUGGCUGGCAGCAGGACGCCUGGUUCACGCUGGACAACACUUGCUUCCCUCUGGACGCACGGUGGUGGAGGUUGUGGGGAGGUGUAGGGAGAAGGAGGAACGAUGACAACAACAAUGAUGGCAUUCUUGACUUUGGUGUACGGACUGGUGAUUGUUAUCUUGGGUGCCGCAGAACAGGCCACUUCCUUAAUGCCGUGAAUGUUACUGUUGUGGCUCACGGGCCCUCAAGGUGGAGAUUAUCGUACCCGCGGCAAUGCACUGUAGAAGGAUACAAACAAUACAGAUACUCAUGGAUAAACUGCACCUCCCCUACAACCACCACCACCACCCCUACAACCACCACCACCACCACCACCACCACCCCUACAACCACCACCACCACCACCACCACCACCACCCCUACAACCACCACCACCACCGCCACCACCAUCGCCAUCAUAGUCGUGCCGGUGACGAUUGGUGUUGCUGUUGUUGUUGUUCUGCUAGUGGUGCUGACGAAGUGUUACUGGCAGCGAAGGGUAAAUCCAGUGCCCCGCGUGCCGACGCGGCGUGGACUGGCCGCCUCCUGGCGCGUCGGUGGCGAGGAAGCGGUCAGCGACAGCCACGUGGAGCCGCCCACGGGCCCCACCGUGCUCCCGCGCGUGGCGCCGCGGCAGCAGGAGCACAUCUUCGACGACGACGAGGAGCACAUCUACGACGAGUUCCCCGACCCUCUAAUCUGCCAGCAGAUCCCCGAGCCUCCAAUCUACGAGGAGAUCCCCGGGCCUCCAAUCUACGAGAAUGUCUCCGAGCCUCCAAUCUACGAGAAUAUCUCCGAGCAUCCACCCAGCGACAAGGCCGAAAACUUAGACUCCGAUGAUGAUGCUUACCUCACACCGAGGCGAGGCCCCCCGGGCACACCCUCAGGGCACCGACCCAGCCACGAGGCCGAAAACUUAGACUCCGAUGAUGAUGCUUACCUCACACCGAGGCGAGCACCCAUGGGCACACCCUCAGGAAUUACAGAGGGCUGAGGUCGUGCGUGAGACCCUGCUCCCGACGCACGAGGCCACGGCCGCUGCUGCACCCAGGCCAGCACGCCACGCAGGGGUAAGCACUGCAGGAUGAGGGCAACCAGGCGGCAGCACAGUGCCCUCCAGCCAAGCAGGGGGCAGCACCGUGCCCUCCAGACAACCAGGGGGCAGCACCGUGCCCUCCAGACAAGCAGGGGGCAGCACCGUGCCCUCCAGACAACCAGGGGGCAGCACCGUGCCCUCCAGACAAG